Molecule: messenger RNA, 1223 nt
Organism: Taeniopygia guttata (zebra finch)
Lineage: Eukaryota; Metazoa; Chordata; Aves; Passeriformes; Estrildidae
Gene: AGTRAP
Product: angiotensin II receptor associated protein
Biological process (GO): regulation of blood pressure; angiotensin-activated signaling pathway
Cellular component (GO): plasma membrane
Source: RefSeq, a predicted model, not a curated record
GGGCGGUGUCCCGGCUCCCCCCGCCCCGAGCCGGGCUCUGCCGCACCGAGCGGCCCCGCCGGCGGUCCCGGGGCCGUGCCAUGGAGCUGCCGGCCGUCAGCCUCAAGGCUAUCAUUCUGGUACAUUGGCUGCUCACAGUGUGGGGAAGCAUGAAUUACAUGUUGCCAGUCUCCUAUGCCUGGGGAAAUUUCAGUGUCCUUGCAGUGGGGAUCUGGGCCAUUGUGCAGCGAGAUUCCCUUGAUGCCAUAACGAUGCUCUUGACUGGCCUGCUGCUCACAGUCCUGACAGACAUCAUUCACAUCUCUAUCUUCUACCCUUCACACGACUUCCUCAGCGAUGCGAAGCGUUUCAGUAUAGGCAUGGCCAUCUUCAGCCUCCUCCUCAAGCCCGUGUCCUGCUAUUUGGUGUAUCGGAUGUAUCGGGAGCGUGGAGGAGAGUACACCUUUAACAUAGGUGUCACCAGUGCAGGCCGGGACCACAGCACCUAUGAGCCCAUUGAUCAGCCAGAUGCGCCUCCACAGUGGCCUUCCUCAAGCAAGGCAGCCCAGCCACCCUACUGAGGCACCCUGCAGCCCAGGACAGACGCUGCUCCUGCCCAGCCAAGCCUUCCACUCUUCCCAUCGAGCAGCACCUGCUCCUGGGAAGAUAGGAGAAGAUCUGAUAUUUCUUUUGCCUACCUAAAGGUUAGGCAGAUGGGUUCUGCAGUAAGUCCAGAAGAUCCUGGAGGUGUCAUGUUAAGCACUGUGUAAUCCCAAUACUCUCCUUUCUUCCCUCCCCUAAAUCCCUCCUCUGUACGUGUGACUGGAUGCACUUUCUGCAGCCAUCCAAUCUUCCAUUGUGCUUCCUCUUCUUUAUAAGAGAACCACUCAAAGUACUCCUGGACAAGCAAUCUUUGAAAGGCUUAUGGACUGCCCUAAACCAAUACAGUGUAGCCUGAUUUUAUGCAGAUAUAUUUCCAGGAAACAUCUAGGAGUUCUCAAGAGCUGUUUUUGAUGGCAUUAUUUAACUUCUUGUGCUCCCAGUAUCUGGUAUUGGGUUUUAUUAAGUGAUGCUUUUACACAAGUUGAAUGUCCUUCAGGAUACUUAAAAUGACUGUUGAAUGUAGUGCCUUUGUGCCUUGAAAAAUCCUUUUGCCUUCAGCUGCUUGUCAUAACAGAACUUGAAAUGUUACAUUUUUCUAAGAAAACUAUAAAAUGAACACAGUUUUUCUGUGUUAGAAAAAG